Molecule: messenger RNA, 3011 nt
Organism: Owenia fusiformis
Lineage: Eukaryota; Metazoa; Annelida; Polychaeta; Sabellida; Oweniidae
Source: the annotation of a GenBank genome assembly
UACAGACACGCAAUGGAAAUGUGACUUCGUUAAGCGGAUAACAUUAUUUUUAUAGAUCACAGAUGAUACACUACUCAGGCAUUUGGUUGCGCGCAAAAUAAACAGUCAUAGUACAAUGUUAUUUGCUGCAAAAGUUGAAUACGUUUAUAACAACCAAAUCGACAAAAAGAAAGCUCACAAGUGAUUGAACCACUGAGGGAGUAAGCUUUAGCCGGCGAUUAUCAUUAUUAGAAUAAUCUAAGUAAGUAACGUAAGGGUCUGAAACUAUCCAGGGCACUGUGGAGUAAAAGACGAGAACAUUUGGAAUUUUGAAUCACUUGGAACCAAUGAAGUGUGAACGUAGUUCAUUAUUGAGCCAUAUAUUAUAGAUCAGUGCAUUUCUAAAGAAGAUCCAAAAAUAUAACAGCGUGAUUUAAGGAUAGCAGGAAUCGCUAAUGCUGAUAAUACCUGCAAUUAAUGACGUAAAAGCGGCCGUAAAAGAAAUCUAUACUCUGAUUGUAAAGAAUAUCGCUGUGGUGAGAUAGCCCGGGGUGAGGAGAGAUACGGGUUAAAAGGGCCUAACAUCGAUCGCUUUUGGAAAGCCAACAGAGACGUAAGAUUCAUCCUGAGAUAUUAUAUAGGAGGGUCGGAUUAACUUGUUGGAUUAAACAGUUAGCGAUCACAUGAAACGAUGCGCUUAGUUGAAGAAUAUCUAUUCGGCCGGUGCUCUUUACUCAAGUUUUCAACUCGGUGAGAUUAAACAAAUUUUAGCUAAUGGUAUUUAAAGCAAGACACUUAGCAGACAAUCUAUUAUUAUGAAGCUUAAUGUGCGCAGAACAAGAAUAUGUUCAAGUUGAAAUCUUCUUAAGAUAAAGUGAUGCAAGGCCACAGGGUAAGAUAAAAGACGGUAAUAAAUAAGCAUCAGUCUGAACACAUUUACAAUGAAUGAAACAUCAUUCCAGUAUGAUAAUAUAAAACAACAUAAAAAUCUUACGUUCAACAUUAACGUAAACGCUACUCAUAAACCAACAUGGACUUCUACAGAAAAUGGUAAAAUUGCGAUUGCAGUUUGGAAGUAUGCAUCUCCAUGUAUAUUUGCAUUGGGGACUAUAGGAAAUCUUUUAUCCAUCGCAGUUCUUCUCAGAAAACGUAUGAGGAAGUUUUCCACGAGUUUAUUUCUGGUUUUGCUCGCACUAUCGGAUUUAGUGCACUUACAUUCGGGACUAUUACGUAGCGUUAUAUCCUAUAGUACCAACGCUACGUACGUAAGCCACGUCGAGGUGACCCAGGCAGGGUGCAAGGUACAUUAUUUCUUCACGUACUUUUCCGUUCAUUACAGCGCUUGGGUGUUGGUAGCCGUUUCAGUGGAAAGAACUAUCGCAGUUUGGAUGCCUUUUAGAGUGAAACAACUCUGUAGCCGUAAAAGUUCAGCCAUAACAUUGUUUAUCGUCGGGAUAUUACUGACGGCGGCAAAUCUGCAUUUCUUUUGGACUGCUGGGAUAAUCCCAGCCCCCAGAAAGCGCAACUCCACGAUCUGUAACUUAUCGGGGAACCAAUAUAAAGUAUUUUGGCGUCAGUACUGGCCAUGGAUUGACGCGACUCUUCGCUCAUAUCUACCAUUCACCUUAAUUGUUUUGAGUAACUCUCUGAUUAUUGCAAAAAUAUUACAGACAAGACGUCAACGUAAACUUUUAACUUCUAGAACAUGCAACCAUUCCAAUGGGAUAACGUCAAUGACGGCAAUGCUCAUAGGCAUCAGUAUAGGUUAUAUCAUAACAACCUCUCCAAUUUCCGUAUUCUUCGCCUAUGUGAAUUACAUUAUGUACCACCAUGGCAAAAUUCCUGAUCAGUUUGUAGGAUCUUUUCAGCUGGCGUACGCAGUGUGCAUGAUGCUACAUUACUGCAAUAACGCCGUCAAUUUCCUCCUGUAUUGUGUAACAGGGCCUCGCUUCCGCAAGGAGCUCAUCGUCAUGUUCUGUUGCCUGAGGACGAGCACCCUUCAGUACAAAGGCUACUACCUCAAAAAGACAAGUUACGCGUCAAACGUUGACGCUACGAAGACGACGCGCUACAGUCUAAGUAGCUCGCGUUCAAAUGGCGGAUCACGCACCAGCAGAGGCAGUGCUAAAAAUAACAAUUCGAGACAAUCUCAAUCUAGAAAUCAAACGUAUUUGUCACCCCCAUCACCUCGGAACUCUCCCAUGACAAUCAGGUGACAUAAAUUUGUUUGGAAAAUCCAUUUUGAUGCAGUAUGCUUAGGAUCACUGGAGGUCACACCAGUUCGCAAAUACAAUCAAUCAUUCGGUCCCAUCUACAAUCAAUCAUUAUAGUCAAAUAUUUGAUAAUGAUGUUUUUAUUCAGAAGCGUUUCCAAAUGCUGGAACUAUCUAUUACAUUGGCUUUCUAGAGAUUUGACAUGAGUGUUUUCUUACAAUGAAAUGCAAGAUUCAAUAGUGUGGACAUUGUCUCAUAUAUAUCAGUGAAAUAGUAUGAUUCUAUGCUGAUUCUUAUCUAAGAUUGCCAUCAAUCCAUUUACUGUUGUUGUCAAUUUGUUCCAAGAGGGUUAGAACUGUAGCUGGCAAUCAGACAAAUUGAAUGUUUGUAGUAUCAAUUUACGUAUUUCGUAUUCAUCGCUCGUAGAUGUCAUCCCUUUGUUUCCUGUUCAACCCUCGUAGAUGUCAUCCCUUUGUUCUGUAUUCAAACCUCAUAGAUGUCAUAUUUUUGUUUCGUAUUAAGCCCUCGUUGAUGACCCAUGUUAUCCCUUUGUUUCGUAUUCAACGUUCCUUGAUGUCAUCCUUUUGUUUCGUAUUCAACCCUCGUAGAUGUCAUCCUUUUGUUUUGUAUUCAAAUUUAGUAGAUAUUUCCCUUUAUUCUGCAUCCAACCAAAGUAAACGUCUUCCCCUUGUUCUGCAUUCAACACUCAUAGAUGUCAUAAUUUUAUUUUGUAUUCAGCCUUCGUAGAUGUCAUCUUUGUUAUCAUUCAACCCCCUUAGAUGUCAUGUUUGUUUUGUAUUUAGCCUCAAAGGUCUCUGU